Molecule: messenger RNA, 237 nt
Organism: Melampsora larici-populina 98AG31
Lineage: Eukaryota; Fungi; Basidiomycota; Pucciniomycetes; Pucciniales; Melampsoraceae
Exons: 1
Biological process (GO): arachidonate metabolic process
Cellular component (GO): membrane
Source: RefSeq, a predicted model, not a curated record
AUUUUAUCUUUAGAUGGAGGUGGGAUUAGAGGACUGUCAACUUUGUUUGUGAUUCGAAACUUAUUAGAAAGAGUUCAAAGACGAACUGGUUCGAGUAAAUUACCAUUACCAUCUGAAUGUUUUGAUGUGAUUUGUGGAGUUGGGACUGGUGGGAUCAUUGCAUUAUUAUUAGGUCGAUUAAAGUUUGGAAUUGAUGAUGCUAUUGAAGCUUAUCUUUCAAUCUCAAGAAAGGUCUUU